CUCUUGAUCACAACACAAGCCUGGCCACUGCCCAACACCUCAUAGCUACCAGUGAGUUCCACCAAAGAUUAAUGGCUCAGGGAAGGGGCAGUGCAGGCCAUUCAGUGGCUCUCGGGGUGGCACUUCUUUGCCUCCUUAUCCACUGCGAGCUCGCCGAGUCUGCCCUUUACACCGUCGGCGGUGGCGGCGGGUGGACCUUCAACACUGUCAGCUGGCCCAACGGCAAGCGUUUCAGGGCCGGAGAUGUGCUUGUUUUCAAGUAUAAUCCUGCGGCGCACAACGUGGUUGCCGUGAAUGCCGUUGGUUAUAAUCGCUGCACCACCCCGAGGGGAUCCAAGGUCUUCAAGUCUGGAAAUGAUCGUAUCAGACUGAGAAGGGGAAGGAACUACUUCAUUUGCAACUUUGUGGGGCACUGCCAAGCAGGGAUGAAGAUU
This is a messenger RNA of Elaeis guineensis (African oil palm), 434 nucleotides long. RefSeq names its product basic blue protein. Gene Ontology annotation, cellular component: plasma membrane. Lineage: Eukaryota; Viridiplantae; Streptophyta; Magnoliopsida; Arecales; Arecaceae. The record is from RefSeq and is a predicted model, not a curated record. Gene Ontology annotation, molecular function: electron transfer activity.